Molecule: messenger RNA, 742 nt
Organism: Somion occarium
Lineage: Eukaryota; Fungi; Basidiomycota; Agaricomycetes; Polyporales; Cerrenaceae
Source: the annotation of a GenBank genome assembly
CGCAUCCUCUUCUCCUUCUUUACCGGUGUCCUGAUCUUCUUCAUCGUCCGGUUUUAUUUCUGGGUUGUCAUGGGUGUUGGGAGCACACUGAGCCAGCGUGCUCGGCUUAUUUUCUUUUGGGCAUUGGAGGAGACGAAUUUCAUCGUUACAGGGCUGACAGCCUGUACCAUAUUGUACACUCGCUCUUCUGCGAUCGUGUACUUUGCUCUAGGAGCAGUCGUAUGCUCGAGAGUUGUUAAACUCAUGAAGAAAGUACUUCGUCAACCAAGACCAGUCAACCCACUUCCUGGACAUCAAAAAGGCGAUUAUGGGAUGCCCAGUACGCACUCAGGCGUCAUCUCGUACUAUGCUGCCUACAGCAUCUUGGCCUGCAAAUAUCUACCUAUUCACUCCUCAUUACCAGACACUCCCUUAACAAGGGUCCUGGCACUUCUCGUAAUUAUUCCAUGGGCAGCCACUAUUGCUAUCUCUCGUAUAUGGCUGGGGCAUCAUACCUGGCAGCAAGUUACUGUAGGCUGUUCCCUCGGAAUCAUGUUCACUCCUAUAUGGUUCUUGUUAUGGACGCGCGUAGCUCAUGUGUAUGGCGAACAGCUAGAGCAAGCCAUACUUGGACCGUGACUCUAUACCCAAAGUUGUUACCGACAUUCCAUACCAAUCUAGAUGAAGUCACGUUAUUAAUUGUCAAGCUCUGGCUUCAUUGCUAUUCCUUACUUCAAGACGUAACGAUAAUUAUUGUCCAGAC